This is a messenger RNA of Cydia splendana, 1811 nucleotides long. RefSeq names its product protein FAM136A. The transcript has 4 exons. Lineage: Eukaryota; Metazoa; Arthropoda; Insecta; Lepidoptera; Tortricidae. The record is from RefSeq and is a predicted model, not a curated record. Bases 85 to 528 code for a protein of 147 amino acids. Gene Ontology annotation, cellular component: cytoplasm.
AUUGAGAUUCCUCCGGCCCCCCGAUUUCAUUGAACAUUAAAGUAUCAGUUGAAUUAUUGAAAAUUAAAAUUUAAAACAAUCAAAAUGGUAGAAGCACAGAAGUUUAGAAUAGAACAAGAGAUGACAAAUCUCGUAAAUGAAUUGGACAGGAGCUAUUUACGAAAAAUGCAGGGUGACAUGCACAGAUGCGCAGCGCAGUGUUGUGACAACCAGCAGAAUACUUUAGAGAGAGUGCAUGGAUGCAUAGACAACUGUACUACCUCUCUCAAUCAAGCUAACAGCUAUGUACAGAAUGAGAUCAACCACUUCCAAAAUAGGCUACAGCGCUGUGUGAUGGAUUGCAAUGAUUCAGCACGAGACAGGCUUGGCCCAGAUCCUAGUCAGGAAACUAUCGACAAAUGCACGAUAGGCUUCGAGAAGUGCGCCGUUAAAUGCGUUGAUAAACACAUGGGCCUUAUUCCCAGCAUGUUAAAGACGAUGAAAUCCGUGCUGGCCAGCGGGAAGCCUCCUCCAAUGCGGAGCGAAUGAGAAAUGCCUUUACCGGGUAUAUGAUUCCAGGCAGUUUAGAUAAAGGGAAGGAGUGUUUUAAAUCGAUACGAGUUGCGAAUUACCUUUUCGCACGUGUAAUGUACAAGUUGUACAACGUUUUACAGUACAGCCAACAACAGAGCUAUGAAUACAGGCAAAGUGUCAAAAAUAUGUAUACAGUACUUUAUUGCCUGUACAUUAAGGUCGUGUAUACAUAUUUUUGGCACUUUGCCUGUAUUCAUAGCUCUGUUGUUGACUGUACAUAUGGCCCUAUAAAUUUUCGACAUAGGCACAUAUUGUCCUUAAUCCCGCCCUAGGGCGGUAAAGUAGCACCAUAUGUACUGUAAUAGUUAUUUACGAUACAAGUGCGGAAAAGAGGAAAUUUGAACCGAGUGGCGGUAAAUUAAAACACGACCGAAGGGAGUGUUUUAAAUCGACACGAGUUGCGAAUUACCUAUUCGCACGUGUAUCGUACAACGUUUUACAGUACAUAUGGCCCUUUAAACUUUUGAGAUAUGCUCGAAAAGUGCUAUUUUACUCAGAAAUAGGACCAAUAUGCACUGUAAAAUAUUUUAAGCUGCUAUCAGAUUAAUCUUCUUCUAAAUAUCAGUUCUUUUCCGAGUUAUUUAUCUGAUAGCUUUAAAUGAGCAAUUCUUGUUUAUUUAUAAGCAUAUAUUUUUCGGUGAUCUCGGAAACGGCUCUAACGAUUUCGAUAAAAUUUGCUAUAUGGGAGUUUUCAGUGGCGAAAAAUCGAUCUAGCUAGGUCUUAUCUCUGGGAAAACGCGUAUUUUUGAGUUUUUAUUUAUUUUACGAGCAAUGCUCGUUCUCCCAGGUACCGAUAUUUAAUUACACAAACGGGUCUACCGCGAUAUAAUUUCAUUGUUUUUACCUUAAAUUCCGACGUUUCAGCUGAGUUGCACCAGCUGUGGUCACGGAAAGACUGACGUCCCAACAAAUGUCAACGGAGAUAUAAAUAAAACACCAUUAAACUACCCGAAAUUAGUUUAUCAAAAUGUUCGGGGUAGACAAAGAUUUUGCAGCUACCCGUUAAAGUUUAAUGUUUAUUGUCCACGGCACGACACGCAACACUCACAGUAUCCGUACACUGGUCCGAAGAUAGAUCCGCUGGUUUCAACAUCCCAGGUACUGAUUAAUGAUGAUUCAUAAGUAUUCAUAACAAUUACCUCUGUACUUACAAUGACAGAUGUUAUAGACAUUUGAUAUUGAAACUCGUAUAUUUAUGAAGAAGAAACAGAUUUUGAUGCAUUUUGUAUAAAUUAGAU